AUGGUAGAUAUCAACAUAAAUAAUAUUUUUUUUAAAUCCUAUUCUAUCGAUCCAAAUUCAGGUCAUUCCAUAUAUGUUUUUGAUUCAACAUAUCUUCCGGAACCGCAAAUAAUUGGAAAUGAUAAACAAGUAUAUGAUCUACUGAUAGAUAAACUAAUGGAUACCCUUAUAGAAAAGCUACCUUCUGCUCCAUACUCUUUGGUUGUAUUUUCAUCAGGAUUUUCACAAAAAAAGAUUAGUUGGGUCUAUGGCAUAAAAAUGUUUGCCAAAAUUCCCAAAGAAUUAAAAUAUUAUUUACAAAAGACAUAUAUUGUACAUGAAUCGUUUUUCAUUAGAACGGUAUAUCAAGUAUUAUCCAAUGCUAUGUGCAUAAAGUUUUUGACAAAUAUGAAAAAGUAUAACAAUGAAUUAACAACACCAUUGGAAGAGGAUACAGCAGAAGGAUCAUCUUUCUCAAUUAUACAUGUUCCAGAUUUAACUAGUUUAUCCAGACUAAUUGACAUUACCCGUUUAAGGAUAUCUCUUAAUGUUUAUUUACAUGAUUAUAAUUUAUCUGAAUAUAUUGAUGUGCCUGACUUAUAUUUUACUAGACUGUCUGAUAUAAGCAAAAGAAAAUAUAGGCAACUUAUUUUUGAUAAAAUUUAUAAAAAACUAAGUAUACAAGCACCUCAAACAGAAUUAGUUUUCCAAAAGCCUGGCUCUUACAAGAAAGUUAAUAUUUUCUUAGAUAUUAUUGAACGAAACAAUUAUAUUGAUAUAUCACAAUGGGACAUUUAUUCCCUAGCAUCUGUAUUUCUAAAUUUCUUAAAAAACAAAGCCAAUCCAUUGGUUCCAAUAGAUUUAAUUACCUUACCAAUUCUUGAUACUGUGCAAUAUACAGCUGAUAUUUUUGAGAAAAUUAUAGCUUUUAAUAAGUAUUAUGAUCUUUAUAUUACAAUUUUUCCUUUAUUUAUUUCAAUAUUAGACUCUUUUGAAAGGUCUCAACACACUUCAAAAUCAUUAAGUAAAGCCAUCGCUCCAAGUUUAUGCAAAGAGAAAAUUUCAAUGACAAACAAGGAUAGAAUUGCAGUAGGUACACGGUUUAUUAAGAAUCUAUUAGAAAAUUUCAACCCUGUUAUUAAAAUAUAUGAACAAUAUCAUAGAGAUAAAAUAAAUAGGAGUAGAUCAAAUGUAAGUAUACAAAAGAAUAAUAACAAGAUCAUGACUCCUCAAUUACCAAAGCCUAGAAAAAACCAUGGUAAUAAAAAUAAUGUCACUGACCUUAAGAUUGACAAUUACACUUCAAGUAGUGAUGUAACAAGUCCACUAAAGUCAUUUUCAUCUUUGAAAUUGAAUGAUUCAAGUUCAGUUGCUAGUUCGCCAGUGUCAACACAUGAAAAAACUUCAUCGAAGCUGAUUUUUGACAAAUCAGUGCCUAAUUUAGAACAUUCAUCCGCACAACAACGAAUAAGUAGUAUCGAAUCUAUAACACGUGUGGUCAGUGGAACUCCAUAUUUUUCAUUGAGAUCCAACUCCAGUGAAAUUACUCCCUCUAAACCCUCGACACUCAAAACCAAACCUUCUAUUUCCUCACUAAGAACAACCAGCAGUUCCCUUAAAAGUGAUGAUUUUACUGCGUCUGAAACAUCUGUUGAUAGCCCAACCAAAGGUAAGGAAAGUGCUGAAAGUAAUUUUGCACAGGAUAUUGUUGCUGAUUUUUCAACUUAUCAGCCACCUGAACUUACAAAAAUACAAAUAUUUGAUAAGGAAUUGAAAAAGCAAAAACAACAAAAGUAUAAAGAAAUCAGCACAAAAGAAAAAUUUUCUGUAGAAUCUUUUACUACUAUUAAAAGCAAUAAAAAUGAAAGUAAAGUUAGCAAAUUGGCUGCCUUAUAUGAAGAAAGACUGUUAGGUUUGCAAGUAAUGAAUGAAAUUAUGAGGAAUAAAUAA
Molecule: messenger RNA, 1929 nt
Organism: Arxiozyma heterogenica
Lineage: Eukaryota; Fungi; Ascomycota; Saccharomycetes; Saccharomycetales; Saccharomycetaceae
Gene: ECM25
Product: Ecm25p
Exons: 1
Coding region: 1-1929 (642 amino acids)
Biological process (GO): signal transduction
Source: RefSeq, a predicted model, not a curated record